Mytilus trossulus (common blue mussel) is the source of this 2193-nucleotide messenger RNA. Its product is annotated as ubiquitin-conjugating enzyme E2 G2. Gene Ontology annotation, cellular component: cytosol; endoplasmic reticulum. The coding region runs from base 173 to 670 and encodes 165 amino acids. NCBI's taxonomy places the organism in Eukaryota, Metazoa, Mollusca, Bivalvia, Mytilida, Mytilidae. The record is from RefSeq and is a predicted model, not a curated record. The transcript has 5 exons.
AAAACGAAACAGUCCAUUUGAUUGGUCGCCAUUCAAUGUAAUUUAAACUUUAACCAAUGAAUAUCUAUUUUAUUUCGUCGUUCUGUCGAACACUGUUUUUAUCUUCCACGUAAAAGAAUCACAACACGAUUCCAUGAGUAGAAAAAAGUCUGAUCAUAACUGAUAAUGCAAAAUGGCAGGAUCAGCCUUAAGAAGGUUGAUGGCAGAAUACAAGCAAUUGACACUAAAUCCACCUGAAGGAAUCAUAGCAGGACCUGUCAAUGAGGAGAAUUUCUUUGAAUGGGAAGCUCUUAUUAUGGGACCAGAAAAUACAUGUUUUGAGGGAGGAGUGUUUCCCGCCAGACUAGCUUUCCCACCAGAUUAUCCUCUCAAUCCUCCAAAGAUGAAGUUUACUUGUGAAUUAUUUCAUCCAAACAUAUAUCCUGAUGGCAGAGUCUGUAUUUCUAUACUACAUGCUCCUGGAGAUGAUCCAAUGGGAUACGAAUCUAGUGCUGAACGAUGGAGUCCGGUACAGAGUGUGGAAAAAAUAUUAUUAUCUGUUGUCAGCAUGUUGGCAGAGCCUAAUGAUGAAAGUGCUGCUAAUGUUGAUGCUGCAAAAACGUGGAGAGAAAAUAGGAUGAAAUUUGAAGAAAUUGCUGCAAAAACUGUUCGCAAAUCUUUAGGAAUAUAGUACAUUCUUUAUUACAUCUGUUUAUAAAAUUUAAAUAUUUUAUUGAUUUUUAUGUUUGUUUCAGGGUCAUUGAUGUGUACACUGGGCCCAUGACAUCUAAAACUGAAUAAAAAUCUAAAGGGAUAUUCUGUAAAUUAAUUAAUGCAUUUACCCAGGUUUAACCAUCAAUAACUUAAAAUUCUUAAUCCAUACUUUUUUAUUUCUAAGUGUACCUGUAAAUCAAAUGAACCAAUCAGAUUAAAAUAUUUGUUGACAUGUUAAUCAUAUGAAAAUUACAUUAUUAUUUAAUGCUCAAAGAGGAGACAUGUUUUUUCAUGUGUUAAUGAUGUAGCUAGUUGUAUAUUUGAAAAAGGAAAUAAGCUGAACUAUUGCAUUUAUCAUGAAUAUUAAUUUAAGUUACUGUGGAUUUUUAUCCGUUAGAUACCAAUUGUCAUGGGUAUUACAGGUGAACCACGGAAUCUAAUGUUCAACGAAUUCAAAUUUUUAUGCCCCACCUACAAUAGUAGAGGGGCAUUAUGUUUUCUGAUCUGUGGGUCCGUUCGUUCGUUCGUCCGUCUGUUCGUUCGUUUGUCCCGCUUCAGGUUAAAGUUUUUGGUCCAGGUAGUUUAUGAUGAAGUUGAAGUCCAAUCAACUUGAAACUUGGUACAUAUGUUCCCUAUGAUAUGAUCUUUCUAAUUUUAAUGCCAAAUUAGAGUUUUCACCCCAAUUUCACGGUCCAUUGAACAUAGAAAAUGAUAGUGCGAGUGGGGCAUCUGUGAACUUGGGACACAUUCUUGUUCUAUAGGCUUUGUAUGCAGAAAUUGGCAAAACCAAGAAAUUAAAGUCCCAUGAAAAAGCAAGUUUCUCAAUCCAUGAAAAUUGAUACCCAUGAAAAAAAUGAAUCCACAGUAUGUCAUUACAGUUUAAUAAGCUGUGGUUAGCUGAGGGAACACAUUGCAGAAUAAGCAACCCAAUUUAUCCAAUGGUAAAAUCAAUUAUUCAUAUCACUCUGGCCACAUGAAACUUGAAGUAUCUCUUUAUGCAUUAACUAGAGACAAGGAGUUAUUUCAUAUUCAUUUUCAACAGUUUCUUGCACACAUCAGCAAAAUGUAUGACUAAUGAAGGAUUAAAUUUUCUGCAUGGAAAAAUAGAUUUCUUUGUUAAAGAAUAAAAAUAAAAUGGAUCGGAAUCUGGUUAAAAAAGUCAUCAUUUGGGUUGCUGAAUAUUAAAUCUUAUAAUAAUAACAUUUAAUUUGAAGAUGAUAUGAUGCAUAAUCAUAUGUCAAAGGAAGUACAGAAAGUAAUGUUUGAAUUGAGGUUUCCUCUCAAAAGUGGUGUCUGCUCUGUUACAGUAAACCAUGCUUAAACUGAAUAUUUGUUGAAAUACUGUUAGCUAGUUUUUAGAUUUAAAAUAACUGAAAUAUUAUAUGAAAAUACAUAUAAUAUGUUAAGGUGUAUAGAAUCAGAAUUAUGAUUUAGUAUUUUUAUGUUGAUCAUAUCUAUAUAAUUUAUAUGUAAAGUUUUGUGCAAUACAGAUUAUUUAUA